Messenger RNA from Cladophialophora psammophila CBS 110553, 666 nucleotides. RefSeq lists its product as uncharacterized. The transcript has a single exon. NCBI's taxonomy places the organism in Eukaryota, Fungi, Ascomycota, Eurotiomycetes, Chaetothyriales, Herpotrichiellaceae. The record is from RefSeq and is a predicted model, not a curated record. Bases 1 to 666 code for a protein of 221 amino acids.
AUGCCGCUGAUCGAGCUGGCGGCUGUACGCCUGCAUCCUUCAAUUGCCUUUGGCCUUCCUGAUUCAUUUAUCGCAACCUGGACUAACGCCUGCAACCUCGCCACUUCUGCUGCCAAUGGAGUUCCUUUUCAACUUUACCAUUCCGUUACUCCGACUAGUAAGGAUGUGUACUAUCUGGUCGGCGGCUGGCAGAGCGGAAACGACCAUAUUGCGUUCCUCUCAACUCCCGAUGCGGUAACCCUGGCCAGAAGUAUUGGCGAAUACAUGACUGUUGGCAUCGUGCGGCAUGUUGAUGGAAAUAUCAGUGCUCUGUACCAAGACCAUGGAGGAAGGCCCCGGGGACUGAGGGCCACAAUUUACAAAGUGCCUGAAUCAGUGGUUGACAACUGGGCGACGAAGUGGAACAACAGCCGACUUGCAGCUGCCGGAGCCGGCGGAUGGGACAUGAGCGGAUCGGUACAGAAACAGCACAAGGCCUUCAAAAGCAUGGGCGAGGCGACCAAUAGCGCUGCCGCAUUCGGCCGGAAAGACGAGGGCGGGAGCAAAGCCUGGGUCUGGCUCGAGAGCCUUGGGAGGGCUGGAGAGAUCGAAGGAUCUCAACACCCUUUGGAGGGGUUUGAUAACAUCGACGCUGAAGUGUUUGAGAUGGAAUAUGUAUUGGGAUAG